AUGGCUGCUGAGAUUACACAUGAUAAAAAAGGGAAACCUCUGGGUUCUAUGACACUGUUGUCGUCUGCAGCUUGUGAAUGGUUCUUGAUGUUUCUGCUGUUUGUGGAUGCAGCAUUUUCGUAUUUGCUUACAAAAUUUGCUAAUUAUUGUGAACUGAAAAUACCUUGUUUGUUAUGCUCAAGGCCUGAUAUUGUUAUCCUGGAUAAGAAACCUAGAUGUUACUGGAGCGUAUUAUGCAGCGAUCACAUAGGAGAGAUUUCAUCCUUGGUAUCUUGUUCUGUUCACAAUAAACUUGCUGAUAUUAAUGGGAUGUGUGAAGAAUGUCUAAUGCCAAUUGCCAUGGAGAACAAAUCUAAUUCUGAAUCAUAUAGGUUGUUGGUGGGUAAAUUAUUGGUGGAUGUUGAGAGAUCCGUUCUACAGAAUUUAAUGUUGAAUAAGAAUAUACGGCUUGUUUCUUCUGGUCAAAGGGCUUGUUCCUGUUGUAACAAGACAUGGAAAGCAAAAUUGAAUGCUGAAAGAUUACACGAACUAACCUCAGUAGGUUUUGGGGCGUCUAAAGCCAAUGUCAAGCCCCCUCUGCCUCGUGUACCUGGUCGUAGUCGAUUCAGCCGUCGGGAUAGCUUCAAGAGGUUAAGAGAUAAAUUUGCGGGACAAGUGAAAAAUCAGCCUGUCGGGAACAAGAGUGUUGACUCGAUGUCUCAUGUAGGGUAUACAAAGUUGAAUAUCACUUCUGAUUCUGAUUCGGAGGUCCCUCUCUCUGAUGAUGAUGACUAUGGAAAAUCUGGCCUUCAUGGAAUAAAUGAUAAUACAAAGAGUUCUGUACCUAGAACACUAACUGAAAAUGUGUUAUCAGAAAAACAGGGCCAUCAAGCUUCUGAACCGAUAACUUCACUUCUUGAUCAAUCAGUUCUGUGUGAUGUAAGAGAGCUCAAGAAUAAGAUAUCUGUGACAUCAGAUGAGCUUAAGUUGGACCAAUCUCAUUCAAAGCCUAAUUUAUCUCAAAUGGCAGAGCUUAUAUCAUUUGAUGAUGGAUUCCAACCACCAGCUGUUGAAGGAGUUCCUUUUGAUGCAACAAUAGAGACAAACAAAAGCAAUCCUUCUCUCUCUCAUAUGCCUGCCCUCUCCCUACUAUCUGAGCUUCUUUCACUGAACAAUGUUCCUUCCUCUGCCAAUAUUGGAACAGAACAACGAAACUUGGCAGAUGUUGAAGGAACCAGUUACGAAGAAAAUGCAUCUGUGGCCAGACAUAUAGCAGCUGAAAUGGAAAGCUCUUUGGAGCAUGUUUUUGUUAUGAAUCUUACUGAUGCAUCAUCUCCCAAUGAUGAAGGUAUGGGGCCAAUUGUUGUCAGUGAUUGCACUAAAAUUGAGGAGGAUACAAAGUCCCCACAACAGGUAUCCAGUUCUGACAUGGGUCUAACGUCAAAAACUAAGAGUCCGAGAGCUCAUAGUCAUCUCGGUGCAAUUCCAAAAUGUGAAGAUACUAGUCCACGUGCUCUUCUUGUUUCAGCCUCGCUGGAGAGACAUGAUUCUGGCUGUGAAUCGUUGGAUGGAAUCAGUGUAAGUGAGAUUGAAGGUGAAAGUUCUGUUGAUCGCCUAAAACGACAGGUUGAGUAUGACAGGAGUUGCAUGAAUGCGUUAUAUAAAGAGUUGGAGGAAGAAAGAAAUGCGGCUGCCAUUGCUGCAAAUGAGGCAAUGGCCAUGAUUACAAGAUUGCAAGAGGAGAAGGCUGCACUUCAUAUGGAAGCCUUGCAAUACUUAAGAAUGAUGGAGGAACAAGCAGAGCAUGAUAUGGAAGCACUGGAAAAGGCUAAUGAACUCCUAGCUGAAAAGGAGAAAGAAGUGCAAGAUUUGGAAGCAGAGUUAGAGUUAUACACAAAUAAUUUCCUAAAUGAGUCAAUGGCCAAAGAUCCGCUUAAAUUGGAGAGAAAAAACUUAAUUAUUGAGAAUCAUGAUGAGAAUAGUCCUGCGGGUCCUAGUGAUUCAAUAUCUACUGAAAUUUUAAAAGGUAUCUGGAAAUCUGAACUUGUGAAUAUUUCAAUAUUAAACUUCGAGGAUGAAAAACACUACAUUUCGGAAUGUUUGAAGAAGUUGGAGGAAAAACUUCAUCAAUCUGCCUCUAAUGGGAUAUCAAAGGGCAUGCCAAAUGGCGUGAACUCUGAAAAUUUUACAAGUAAAGUUGAUGAUCUGGAAAACUUAUCUGUCAAUGGGAAGACUCUGUUAGAUGAACAUAAUGAGAACAGCAGUUUGCCAUUGCAAAAAGAUGUAUCAGGAUCAAAUAGAAGUCCUUCACAGGACAUACCUAGUGAUUUAGUCGAGGACAAUCAUUUUGUUUCUGAAACAAAUGCUACUAUGGAUAGUGAUGGGGGUAAAUUGUCCAUGAAUAGAGAUCAAAUAAACUUGGGUACACUUGAGAAAGGAAUCGCAGACCUUCGUGACCGGUUGGAAGCACUUGAGACUGACUGUGAUUUCCUCAAGCAUGCUUUUAAUAUGCUCCAAAAUGGAAAUGAUGGAUUACAAUUCAGAUCGAAGUCCUUUGAGGCGUGGCUAGUGCUAUGGCUGGCCACAUCGCCGUCGGAAGAGGUGAUGCCUCUUUGGAGCUCCCAUUGCCUCCAACGAUGUCUACAUGUUGGGUUGGGAGUAGAUACAUUAGAAUUGGUGCUUGCGGCGUUGGAAGAUGUUGAUGUGGAAGGAUUGCCAUCGUCUGAAUCGGUGGCGGUGGAGUUCUUGCGAUGA
Molecule: messenger RNA, 2733 nt
Organism: Fraxinus pennsylvanica
Lineage: Eukaryota; Viridiplantae; Streptophyta; Magnoliopsida; Lamiales; Oleaceae
Source: the annotation of a GenBank genome assembly